Messenger RNA from Pundamilia nyererei, 1886 nucleotides. RefSeq names its product heterogeneous nuclear ribonucleoprotein K (gene hnrnpk). Lineage: Eukaryota; Metazoa; Chordata; Actinopteri; Cichliformes; Cichlidae. The record is from RefSeq and is a predicted model, not a curated record. Bases 248 to 1555 code for a protein of 435 amino acids. Gene Ontology annotation, molecular function: RNA binding. The transcript is spliced from 17 exons.
CACGGUGAGUCGUCUUAUCGUUUUAUUUCCAGGUUCGGUGGAGAAGGAAGAGGCAACUAGCGAGGUGUUUGCUGCAGGUCGCAGGAGUUGUUUGGUUCUUGCUCCGGUAGUUCCGCCUCUCAACACGCCCUUGUUCUCCUAAUAAAUAUCGCUCACAGGGGCCAGUUUUCUGCUUCUCCCUCCCAAUUGCUACCAUCUCUAUCCCUGAUCGAGGUGUUUGGCUCUUCUAUUCUUCUGUUAGAAGACCAUGGAGACAGAUAUUGAUCAGCAAGAAGAGGCUUCAUUCAGCAACACAGAGACUAACGGUAAGCGCCCCGCUGAGGAUGCAGAUGAGCAGAAAUCAUUCAAGCGCUCCAGGAACUCGGAUGAGAUGGUUGAGCUUCGCAUCCUCCUGCAGAGCAAAAAUGCAGGAGCUGUAAUUGGGAAGGGUGGCAAAAACAUCAAAGCCCUGCGUACAGACUACAAAGCCAGUGUGUCAGUCCCAGACAGCAGUGGGCCUGAGCGCAUCCUGAGCAUCAGUGCAGACAUUGAAACUGUUGGAGAAAUCCUGCUGAAGAUUAUUCCAACAUUGGAAGAGUACCAGCAGUACAAUGGGAUGGAUUUUGACUGUGAGCUCCGUCUGCUGAUCCACCAAAGCCUGGCCGGUUCUAUCAUUGGAGUGAAGGGAGCCAAGAUCAAGGAGCUGCGUGAGAACACAAAGACCAGCAUCAAGCUGUUUCAGGAGUGUUGUCCCCAGUCGACAGACCGUGUAGUUCUGGUUGGUGGUAAAACGGAGAGAGUGGUGGAGUGUAUCAAGACUAUGCUGGAGCUCAUAUCUGAAGCUCCCAUAAAGGGCCGUACACAGCCCUAUGACCCCAACUUCUACGACGAAACGUAUGAAUAUGGUGGUUUUACCAUGAUGUUUGAGGAGAGAGGGGGUGGACGCAGACCAAUGGGAGGUUUCCCAAUGCGCGGUAGCCGGUCCAGCCAUGGAGAGCGCAGCUUUGACCGAAUGCCCUCAAGUAGAGGGGGAAGGGGACCCAUGCCUCCGUCACGUCGAGAUUACGAUGAAAUGAGCCCCCGCCGAGGUCCUCCCCCACCACAUCCGAGUAGGGUUGGUAGAGGGAGUAGCCGUGGACGCAACAUGCCAAUGGGACACCCACACAGAGGAGAUGAUCGUUACUAUGACUCGUACCGCGGCUCAGAUGAGAGGUCAAAUGACAGAAGAGGCAGACCGGAUCGCUACAGCGAUAGCAUGAGUGGCGGAGGAUAUGAUAACAGUUCCUCAUGGGAUAGCUACCAGUCAGGUGGUCGUGGCUCCUAUAACGACAUGGGUGGCCCUGUCAUUACCACACAAGUGACGAUCCCUAAAGAUUUGGCUGGCUCUAUCAUUGGUAAGGGAGGCCAGCGGAUCAAACAGAUCCGCCAUGAGUCUGGGGCCUCCAUCAAGAUUGAUGAACCUCUGGAAGGUUCUGAGGACCGAAUCAUUACCAUUUCUGGCACCCAGGAUCAGAUCCAGAAUGCCCAAUACCUCCUACAGAACAGUGUGAAGCAGUACUCUGGUCAUUUGCUGUAGACCAAGGAGGCUCAAAGUGAAGAAGAAUGAGAUUGCCCCUCCUUCCUCAACCUUUCUGCCCUUCCCAGCACAUCACCUUCAGACUAUUCUGGAUUGUGGGUGUCUUUUGUUUUUUUUCUUAAUCUUAUUUUUGUAUUUUUUAAUGAAAUAAAUGUCCAACAUUCCUGUGCAUAAGAGAAAAUGUAGAUGUUCUGCAUUUUUAAGAGUGUAAUCCAUUAGUUUAUCAGAUACACACUUGCUUUUUUCUAACACAGAUAACAAAUUAUCCUUCAGACUUUUCACAGAAAUAAACAUAACCUUUAUUUUUUGGAUGGCUUUGUGUUUUGUUUUU